AUGUUGCCCUCAUCGAUAUCGUUCAGUGUUCGUGAUAUUUUAAACGAGAGUCAAACCGUUGAUACCAUGGAUUGUUACGGGGGUCACCAGCAGGUGCCGCAGACUUUUCACGUGUCCCACGAUUAUUACGGCUAUAACGGGGUGCAGGAUAAUCACUGGGAUGUUGAGAAGUAUAAGGAGCAGUCCCAGAUCAGCCAGAUGGGGUAUCAGAAUUACCCGGAUCUGCAUCAGGUUCAUCAUGGGGCUCAUCCCUCACCCCCGUUCGAGGCAAAUUCCGUCAUGGAAGAAGGAAAUGUCGUUACGUCGAGUAAAACAGAGCUGAGGAAGAAUCAAUCGGGGAAGAGAACGAAACGAAAACCGCGAGUGCUAUUUUCUCAGGCCCAAGUAUACGAACUAGAACAGCGAUUCAAACAGCAGCGUUACCUCUCCGCCCCAGAGCGUGAAGUGCUCGCCUCGGGUCUAAAACUCACCAGCACCCAAGUGAAAAUUUGGUUUCAAAAUCGCCGAUACAAAAACAAACGCGCAAAAAUCGAAGACGCGGAGAAGCUGCAGUCCCAAUCGCUGAAGAACCAGCCGAUCAAGAAAAUUCCCGUUCCGAUCCUGAUAAAGGACGGAAAACCGAGUGCCAGGGAUUCUUGCGGUGGAAAUUACUGGAGUGGAUUCAGACCAGACGUCAACAUUCAAGCGAUGCCGAGUGAAUUCGGGGGUGAUCUCCGCUUGAGUCCGGAGUACCGGGGGCCUGAGAUAAGAUUGGACCCCGGCAACACGGGAAGUGAAUUCAGAGACAGCACAAACCUGCCGCAGGAGCCGCACAGGCUCGUCACCGCCGACUACCGGCCCACCUUUGGAUCUCCGAUGAGGCCCAUUAAGACGGAGUACAAGCCUCCCAGUGACAUUUCUCCGUUCCCCGAUCUCAGGACAACUCCGUCCGACGACAAAUCCAGUAUUUUAAAUAAUGACAAUCGAACGAUCGCCGAUAUAUCUGCCAACGAUUUUAGCUUUUCGAGUUAUGUUAAUCCGCAGAAUUAUCAGAUGCCUUACGUUAAUUACAUCGAGCAGAUACCGAUGGAGCAGAAUCUGCAGAGACUCUGGUAG
Molecule: messenger RNA, 1095 nt
Organism: Diachasma alloeum
Lineage: Eukaryota; Metazoa; Arthropoda; Insecta; Hymenoptera; Braconidae
Product: homeobox protein Nkx-2.3
Exons: 3
Coding region: 1-1095 (364 amino acids)
Biological process (GO): regulation of transcription by RNA polymerase II; cell differentiation
Cellular component (GO): nucleus
Molecular function (GO): DNA-binding transcription factor activity, RNA polymerase II-specific; RNA polymerase II cis-regulatory region sequence-specific DNA binding
Source: RefSeq, a predicted model, not a curated record